Molecule: messenger RNA, 3088 nt
Organism: Poecilia latipinna (sailfin molly)
Lineage: Eukaryota; Metazoa; Chordata; Actinopteri; Cyprinodontiformes; Poeciliidae
Gene: tlr18
Product: toll-like receptor 18
Exons: 4
Coding region: 137-2761 (874 amino acids)
Biological process (GO): inflammatory response; toll-like receptor signaling pathway; immune response
Cellular component (GO): plasma membrane
Molecular function (GO): transmembrane signaling receptor activity; protein binding
Source: RefSeq, a predicted model, not a curated record
AUAAAAAUUAAGUGAGCUGACAAAACAGAGAAGCUCCAGGCUAACUCGUCCAGACUUGAGUCACUUAUGACACGGUGCUUUACCACAACACAGGUUAGAAACUGAAGGGAAGAGUCAGACUACCUGAUCUGUAACCAUGAUUUGUGAGUUGAUCAGUGUCGGUGCUCUCCUUCUUGGAGCUGUGUCAUCUCAAUUUUCACCAGCUCCAUCUUCACCUUCCACAUUUAUCUCUGAUGAAGGACCAUGUCGGAUUUACAACUUUGGUCUGUCAGCAGACUGUCAAGGAAGACAACUAGAUUUUGUCCCAUGGAGACAACUUCCAGUUACACUUGAAAGCAUUGACCUCUCUUACAAUGGACUUCAUGUUGUCAGUGCAGCUGACUUCCAGAACUUUCCUCAGCUUCGCAUCCUUCUGCUGCAGUUCAACAACAUUACACACAUUGCCAAUGAGGCUUUUAAAAAUAACCCAUUACUGGAGCAUCUCAACAUUUUUAAUAACUCAUUGCAUGAAAUUCCUGCAUCACCUCUGACAUCCCUCCUCAAUCUGAAGGAGCUCUUCAUGUCAAAUAACCUUUAUAGACAUGCAACUUUAGCAGACAGUUUCUCUAAAUUAGUCAGACUCAAAGUUCUCUCCUUGGGUGGCCCGUUGGUGAUGGGACUAAAGAAAAAUGAUUUCCAGCCCCUAAAAAACAUCCAGCUCCAAACUUUUGCCAUCAAGUGCUCCUCCAAUUUAAGUUACUAUGAGCCAGGAAGUUUAGAAGUCAUCCACACAAAACAGAUGGGCUUUGACAUGGCGAUCGAUCAACGACCAAAUGCUCUCCAUCAUAUGCUACGCGAUCUCGCCAACAAGACACUCAGUGUCAUUCAAUUCCGCAACCUGUUUGAAUUCACAUACUACAUGGGUGAUGAAGACAUUUUCCUGAACUUAAAAGACAUUAUAGCAUCUCAACUCAUCUUUCACAGAGGCAAGUUCAACGAAAAUCUCCUGAAGAUGGCAUUACUGAACUUACAAGUGACUCCCAUCAAAUGGCUUAGACUUCAGUACAUCGACUUUGCCCGUUCACCAACAUUUGUUGACAGUGGAGCAGGUUCUAGCAUAACCGAGCUGAGUCUGGAUAACCUGGAUCUUUGGUAUAUCAGCAACCCUGAUGUGCUGCGAUUUGACUGGCGCUUCACCUGGUUCAAGAGAAUAAAGCAGCUAUCUAUUCAGUAUGUGUAUUUCAGCAGUGUGCCUUGUGACUCCUGGGCUGAGAUGGAAGGUGUGGAGUUAUUAGAUGUUUCAAACAAUCGAUUGAGUGAUGAUGUUCUCUACAACAAGCGAUGUAAUUACAAAGGAUCCAUGCCAAAUCUUCUCACCUUCAACCUGAGCACCAAUGAGUUGACCAGUCUAGAAGACCUAUCGUCUCUGAUAAAGCAGUUCAGGAAGCUGGAGGUACUGGACCUCAGCAACAACAAACUGGGAUCUGCAAAAGAAAGUCGACACUGUGUUUGGACACAAAAUAUAACUCGUUUCAUUGCACACCACAACUACUUUUCAAGCGAAGCAUUUCAUUGUCUACCUACCACUGUUUCUUACUUGGAUCUGUCCGAUUGCAACAUGGACCAGCUGGACUUGACCUACUUUAAGAAAGCCACAAACCUAAAAAUGCUGUUACUCAGUGGGAAUAAAAUUAAGUUCAUACCAUCUAAGUGGGAGUCCCCAUCUCUUCAGAUUUUAGCUUUGGAUGGAAAUUCAUUUGGAUUGAUAAGCAAGGCAUCCUUUCAACAUAUGCCCCAACUGUCUCAGCUCAGGGCAGGAAACAAUCCUUACCAUUGCACUUGUGAGCUUCAUGCUUUUGUCCAGGACACCAUUGCAAUUGGAAAGGUUAAUCUCACUGACUGGCCAUUGAAUUACAGAUGCUAUCACCCAGAACCGUUCCUCAAUACCUUCAUAUCCAAAUACUUUCCUGGUAAAGUAGCGUGUGACAUCAGACUUGUUAUCAUAAUUUCUGUUGCAACCACUGCCAUAGUGAUCUUAAUAUUUGUUCUAAUUUGCUAUAUUUUUGACCUCCCAUGGUACACUAAAGCCACGUAUCAGAUAAUACAAGCCAAAUACAGAGCCCAUAAGGAAAAUCUAGCAGGGGAUGUUGGGAACUUCAACUAUCAUGCCUUCAUAUCCUACAGCCACUCAGAUGCUGACUGGGUGAGGGACCAGCUCUUACCCUGUUUGGAGAACAACAAGAACCCCUAUCGUCUGUGUAUUCAUGAGCGGGACUUUAUGCCAGGAAAAUGGAUCAUUGACAACAUAAUUGAGAACAUUGAAAGCAGUCGCAAGGUUAUUUUUGUCCUUUCCCGGCACUUCGUGAACAGUGAAUGGUGCAACUAUGAGUUGUACUUUGCUCAGCAGAGAGCAAUGGGAAAGACCUUCAGUGAUGUCAUUCUGGUAGUGAAGGAGCCCAUUGAUCCAAGUUCCUUGCCCAGCAAAUACUGCAAGCUCAAAAAGAUGCUGAGUACCAAAACAUACCUGGAGUGGCCCCAACAGGUCAACCAGCAGCCAUUUUUCUGGGCACAGCUGAGGAGUGUUCUCGGUAAACCCACAAUGACUCGUGAGGAAACUAACAGUAUCAGGAGUAGAAACACAUCCGAACAAUUUUCUGUCGUUGAAGAAAGGAUACCAGAAGUAAACAAACCUCUUGAAGGCAACAAAAAAGAAAUUCAAAGUGAAAUUAUUCACAGAACUGAAAUUGAACUACAAGAUCAAAGAAAUCUAGAGGCACAGUGAUCAAAAUAUAAUGUGACUAAUCACAUUUCGAUAAUGUCUUUUUGGCAAGUGGUGGGAUAGCAGGACCCACCACUUCCUCACUUUGUGAUGAGAGAUUAGUAUAUAAGAAAUCCCCUUUAGGGUAAAGAUGAGUUUGUUUGUUUUUUUUUCCUUCUUUACCUAUAAAUUACCCCAGGCCUUGUCCUCUACUGAUAGACCCUAAAAGGUAACUUCAAAUUAGACCUUCUAUGUUCUUGCUGGAUAAGAAAUGUUGGGGUUAAAUAUAUAUAUUUCUGUAUUUUCAGUGUUUGUUGCAAACUUUUAGGGUUGUCCCUUAGUGGGGCUGGG